AUGGUGGAACCCCAUCCCAGUGAGAAGAUGAAGGCAGCUCUCUGGACUGGGGCAAAGUCGAUCGAGCUAGGCGUUGUCGCCAAACCCAUGAUCACUGCACCUAAGGAUGCCAUUGUACACAUUACCCAUUGCACUAUAUGCGGAUCUGAUCUGCAUAUGUACAACGGCGAUAUGAACAGUGUCAUGGAGAAGGGGAUGAUCAUGGGCCACGAGGCGAUCGGCAUUGUCGAUGAAAUUGGGCAUGAAGUCAAAGACUUGAAGGUAGGAGACCGAGUCAUUAUUUUGCCGGUCAUUGCAUGUGGGGAUUGCUUCUACUGCAAGCGCAAAGAGUUUUCCCUUUGCGACCGAACCAACCCAUCACAUGAGAUGGAGCAACUGUACGGACACCGUCUCUCGGGUAUCUUUGGCUAUUCCAAAAUCACAGGUGGAUAUCCUGGCAACCAGGCUGAGUACUGCCGUGUCCCUAACGCAGAUCUUGUCUGCGUCAAAGCCCCCAAGGAUAUUCCCGCUGAGCAGA
Molecule: messenger RNA, 517 nt
Organism: Alternaria postmessia
Lineage: Eukaryota; Fungi; Ascomycota; Dothideomycetes; Pleosporales; Pleosporaceae
Exons: 2
Molecular function (GO): oxidoreductase activity; zinc ion binding
Source: RefSeq, a predicted model, not a curated record